Messenger RNA from Microthlaspi erraticum, 1347 nucleotides. Lineage: Eukaryota; Viridiplantae; Streptophyta; Magnoliopsida; Brassicales; Brassicaceae. The record is from the annotation of a GenBank genome assembly.
AUGAGAAAAUUGUAUAGGAAGCUGGUUUCAAUCAGAGACCCAUUUGGUAGGGUGAAGAGACACGUUAGCUCAAGCUCACAUUCAGGAGGAUUUAGAGCUUUCAGCGACAGAAAAUGGAUGUUCCCUUUUCUAGCAACCUUGUUCAUCUCGAUUGCUCUCCUGAUGUUGUUGUCCAUCUCUGGUCGAACCAGCUCUUAUGUGGAAGCAGACCCAUUGCCAUCAGAUGUUGUGUCAGAGUCUAAUGACUACUUUGUAGAAUCAGAUUUCAGACAAUCGAAGAAUGAUGUUAAUCCACCAGAGCUUCCUAGGUUAGCUUAUUUGAUAUCAGGAACAAAAGGUGAUAGUCGUAGGAUGAUGAGGACUUUACAAGCUGUGUACCAUCCUAGAAACCAGUAUGUUCUGCAUUUGGAUCUUGAGGCUCCUCCUCGAGAACGCAUGGAACUAGCAAUGUCUAUGAAGAGUGACCCGACUUUCCGUCAGAUGGAGAAUGUUCGGGUGAUGGCUCAGUCUAAUCUUGUUACUUACAAAGGCCCUACAAUGAUUGCUUCUACUCUUCAAGCCGUUGCAAUCUUGCUAAGAGAAAGCUUGCAUUGGGAUUGGUUUCUUAAUCUUAGCGCUUCAGAUUAUCCUCUCGUAACACAAGAUGAUUUGCUUCAUGUCUUCUCAAAUCUGUCAAGGAAUUUCAAUUUCAUUGAGCAUAUGCAGCUCACCGGGUGGAAACUGAAUCAGAGGGCUAAAUCAAUCAUUGUUGAUCCAGGCCUUUACCUGUCGAAGAAAUCCGACAUUGCUUGGACUACUCAACGACGAUCACUUCCAAGUUCUUUCAAGCUGUUCACCGGCUCGGCUUGGAUAAUGUUGACUCGAUCUUUCCUAGAGUAUUGCAUCUGGGGAUGGGAUAACUUCCCGAGAACGAUACUAAUGUACUACACUAAUUUCGUAUCUUCUCCUGAAGGAUACUUCCACACAGUGAUCUGCAACAGCAAAGAGUUUGUCAACACUGCGAUCGGGCAUGAUCUACACUACAUUGCCUGGGACAAUCCUCCAAAGCAGCAUCCGGUUGCUCUCUCGCUGAAGGAUUUUGACAAUAUGGUCAAGAGCAAUGCUCCGUUUGCUCGCAAGUUCCACAAGAACGAUCCUGUCUUGGACAAGAUUGAUAAAGAGCUAUUGGGACGGACUCACCGGUUUGCACCAGGGGGAUGGUGUGUUGGGAGCUCGGAUAAUGGCGAUGAUCCGUGCUUGGUGCAAGGAAAUGACUCGGUGUUGAGACCCGGACCCGGUUCUGAGAGGUUGCAAGAGCUUGUUCAGACACUGUCGUCUGAAGAAUUUAAGAGAAAACAGUGUUCUUGA